AUGGAUCCUUUACUGGAUGAGAAUGUGGAUAAGAACAUUGGGUCAAGUGUCAUGUUAAAGAGUGGAAAAGAGUAUCUAGACAUCCUAAAGGAGGAAGGAACCCCUAGGUAUGCUCUUAUUUUGAAGCCUAAAAAUAUUCCUAAAGUGCCUAGUAGCAGUAAGGAAGAAGUUCCCAAGGAGGUGCAACAAUUGUUGGAUAGGUAUAAGAGUAUAAUGGUGGAGGAAAUGCCUAACACUUUGCCACCCAUUAGGGACAUAAGCCAUCAGUUUGACUUCAUACCAGGGUCUACAUUGCCAAACAAACCAUCCUAUAAGAUGAAUCCAUCUCAAAAUGAGGAGAUUGCCAAGCAAGUGCAAGAAUUAUUGGAUAAGGGGUUGGUGAGAAAGAAGAUCAAUCCUUAUGCUAUUCCAAUGGUCCCAACACCUAAAAAAGAUGGCAAAGAUUAUCUUGGCCAUGUUAUUUCACGUGAGGGUAUUGCAGUGGAUCCCUCUAAUAUCCAUGCUAUUGUGGAGUAUCUAGCACCCAUUAAUGUGGGUGAGGUUCAUAGUUUUAUGGACCUUAUAGGUUGUUAUUACCAGUUUGUUCAAGGAUUUUUGAAGAUUUCUCAUCCUAUCACUUCUCUUCAGAGGAAAGGGAGGAAUUCCUAUGUGGAUGGUCAUGUGAUAGCUUAUGAGUCACGUAAAAUCAAAGCUCAUGAGUUGAACUUUCCUACUCAUGAUUUAGAGUUAGUAAAAGUCAUGCAUGCUUUGGGCAAGGAGAAUGUGGUGGAAUAUGCUUUGAGCCUCAGGAGGCAUGAGGUUUCGGUGUUGACUCUCAAUGUGGAUUUAAGGAGUCGGAUUCUUAGUAUGCUUAAUUGA
Messenger RNA from Cryptomeria japonica (Japanese cedar), 858 nucleotides. RefSeq lists its product as uncharacterized. The transcript is spliced from 4 exons. Bases 1 to 858 code for a protein of 285 amino acids. The record is from RefSeq and is a predicted model, not a curated record. Lineage: Eukaryota; Viridiplantae; Streptophyta; Pinopsida; Cupressales; Cupressaceae.